This is a messenger RNA of Chara braunii, 1389 nucleotides long. The record is from the annotation of a GenBank genome assembly. NCBI's taxonomy places the organism in Eukaryota, Viridiplantae, Streptophyta, Charophyceae, Charales, Characeae.
GCCGGAAAAGAUACUGAGGGGUGGAUGGCCAUCAACACUGGAAGAAUUACUCGGUGCAAACACUGUUUUUUUUUUCUUUUCUUUUCUUUCUUUUUUUUUGCUUGAACAACACAAGCCCCUUCUAUUCUAGGGGGCAACUCUGUUAUCGAGUAUGAUUUUCCGUUUUUCUUCCUGAAUCACUAGCAAGCAGUAGGGAGUAGAAAGGGGGCUCUCGUCACUGGAGUAACGUGGAGUUGUGUAGCAGAUGUCAUAAAAAGGCUGAUUAUUUGAAUAAUUUUGAAUUUAAUACAAUUUAUUUCAUUUCACAGUUUUCAGUCGCAUAGAAAACAAAUCCUUUUUUUUUUGUUUUUGAAGAAAAACUGAUCCUUUUCAUCUCAUCAGAAGUAGGUGUUUCUCAACCUUCCAUUGAAUUUUGCACUCCGUUUUUGCCUUGGUUUACCCUUCUUUUUUUUUUUUCUUUUUUUUUUUUUGGUCCAGGCGAGUGCAACUUGUCAAUAUGUCUACGGCGGAUGCAUCUAGUCUUUGCGGUCUCGCCCUCGCAUCGACAAGUCAGCAGUUUGGUGCCGACACUGUCCUUCUGAAUGCAUCUCACAGUCACCUCAAACAGCAAUUCUCGGAGAUGCGGUUUAGUCAGAGAGCGUCGAUCAUGCGCGUGAAAGAGCAAUUGCAGGUGAAAACGGGCACAGCGGUGGAGUUCAUGCAGCUUCAGCUGAAGGAUCCGGACGGCCAGACACUCGUGGGCGCGUUAGAAGAUGACAGGCUUCUCGGAUUCUACUCGCCUGUGAACGGGUACUGGCUGCACGUGAUCGACCACAACCCGAAUUCGCUGCACGUGGGCGGCGGAUUCGAAGAUCUCUCGCAGGUGGAGAAGUAUGUGAUGUCUGAAGAGGACUACGAAAAGCGCAGCGAAUCGUAUCGCAAAUUCAAGAAGACGAUGAUGGCCAACGAUCCGACGUGGACAAUUGGCAAAUACAUGGCAGUGAAAAGCGGACAGGACGUGCCACAGCUGCCGGACGGACCAGUGAUCGACGAGAAUUAUGGCGCGGAUUUUGCAAAGGACGUUAGGGUAGGUGAUCGAUGCGAAGUGGAUUUGGGCGGGAAAAGAGGUGUGGUCUCAUUUGUAGGGAGAGUGGAGGGGCUUCCCCCUGGCUUUUGGGUGGGAGUCGUGUAUGACGAGCCUGUGGGAAAGCACGACGGGACUGUGAAGGGCAAACGGUACUUCGACUGCCCUCCCGGUCAUGGCGGCAUGGUUCGGCCAGAUCAUGUGAAAACUGGAGAUUUCCCAGAAAGGGACCCUUUUGAGGAGGAUGAAGAUGAGAUUUAGGGGUGCACUCACACUUGGACUUUUGUCACGACUGCAUGCGGCUGCAAUUGCGGUCAGAUACGUCU